GUGGUGAUCACUCGUUACAAGAAAAAUACCAAAUAGUCAAAGCACUGGCUAAAUAUCUCCAGUCGACCAACAAAUUGGGUCACAUCUGACCCGCGCCACAUUUAUACCUGGCGCCACCAACAGCUGAACACGGAAAACAACCGCCUCGCCGCACCACCAUGGAUCAGCUGACGCCAUAAACACAACACACCGCCCUACGGUGCGGCAAGUCUCCCGCUAACAUACACCUCUGUUGUAGUCGUCACUCCUCUAUCUACAGCACAACGCAACAAGCACCUUUGGAACUCCGAUCAUCUCAACAUUAACGCCUCUCCCAACACCUGUACUGGUGCAGUCAUCGGGAGGACAAACCCUUCAUGCACACUGCACCUACUAUCAAGAAGAAAAAGUAAUUAUACUCAUGCAAUUGGGAUAAACCUGUCUGCAUCCAGUUUCGUAAUAAGAAAAAAAAUACAUAAAAUAAAGUGCGGUGGAUGCCUGUAAUAAUUGCUAUUUGCGAAAUAAGCACGAAAUAACUUAAUAUGCUAACCGUAUUAUAUGCUUACAAAAAGUCACCGUCGAGUAAGGACUUGCAUCUAAACUGCACGUAUGUAUUUGUUUUGUUCUGUUAAGGAUUGUAAUGCCCAAGAGACCUGGCAGUAGGACCAGCGCUGCCAGGCUGGCACUGUGUGAGGGGCACAGCCCACGGUGCCCAUGGUGCCCUCAGCCCGCAAGGCUGCUUGUCACCCAGCUCCAGUUGACCAGGAGGAGCCCAUUGGAAGGAGCACGCGUGAUGGUCCCUGACGUAGUGGUUGUCGUCGUCUUCGUCAUUAUCUUCCCGGAGAAGGGAGACCUGAAGGAGGGGGUGUAGACCAGGCUGGGGCCGACGCAGGAGCAGGUGCUCACUACUCUACACCUGUUCACUAACAUCUCUUUCGUACACGAUUGAUUUCAGAUGUAGUACCUGUAAGGUACAGCGGUUACAUGGAAGGUCUCAGAGGCUUGAGACAAGCUGCUCUGGACGCCUCCUGAAGCCACAGCUUCAGUGAAAACAACUACACCAAUAUUCCCAACAGUUCACACAGGGAUGCAGCAGAUUACUUUAUCAAGUACACACCUCUUGGUGCACUGGUGGGGUCAAAGCUGCACUUGCUGUGCAGCAGCUCUCCGUGGGUUUACAUUAUACCCAAAGCACUUUGCUGAAACAAUUUCAUUCAUUGCUAAUGUACACAAUGGCAAGCCAGUUUCUAAAUAUGAAGAAGCAAGUCAACUCAAGAAAGAAAGAAAUUUAGAUUAUAUUGUAUACCAGGUUCAAAAUACAUUUUUGAAAACUGAGGGUAGGAGGAAAAGAGGGUGCCACAAAUAUCAAAAUAAGCAUAUAAUAAAAAAUAAAAAAAUCUUGACUAAUGAUCCACUUUCUACCAUUAACAAAUACACGAAUGAACAAAUAAUUGAGAGUGAUCAAUGUACUAAUUCUGGCAAUAAAUAUAUGAAGUCGCCAAAUUUUUUACAGAAAAAAAUAGAAAUAGAGAAAAUUAGUAUGCAAAUAGAAUCAAAUUUCCUAUUUAGAACUAAAGAAACCAAGCCUUUUGACAAAAUGAACAAAUCGGUAAUAAUACCAUCAAACAUAGAAGAUACAACAGCCGAUUUACAUCUUUCAGCAUUGAACAAAAACUUAACAAGAUCAGAAGACAAACAAGAAGCAACUAACCCAGCGCAUCAACCAAGAACACUUCCCUGCAAGCACUUAUCUCUGCUAUGUGAUCUUGUUAAUUCUGCUCGUCAAAUAAAAGAACUAGAAGACGUCAAUUAUUAUGUCAGACGGAAUAUUCAGCCACCCUUUGCCGUGCUACACAAAUUAUGUGCUUGGGCCAGCAAAUCCAGCCAAGUGGGUGUCAUUCACAAGCUGCAGGAGUUUACUAGGAAGAGUUAUCCUGAAGAAUAUGUCCUGCACUUGGGCUUCAAGUAUUAUCUUGCAAGUGCCAUGUGCUAUGAAGGCGAUGUCGAGGGAAGUUUGGAAGAGCUUUUUCAACUGUACCUGCAUCACCCUCAGGGACACAAGAAGAUCAGGGACACUACUACUUUCAUCAUUUACCAAGUACUCAGAUCCAACAAUGAAGAGCAUGAGCAAUUGGUAAUUAAUUUGAUUUCCGAAGAGUUAUUAGAAAGACAUCCUGGCCUUGUUAACAUGCUAUGGCGUAAGCUUGAUGGUAUGGUGCAGAGGGCAGCCUGGGACGGAGAUGAGGAACUCUUGUAUAGAAUUUUACAGCUGAUGCUCCGCUUUCAACUAUCAGAAUAUUAUGCUAUUACUGCCAGUGCUCUGCUGAAGCUACAGU
This is a messenger RNA of Procambarus clarkii (red swamp crayfish), 2315 nucleotides long. NCBI's taxonomy places the organism in Eukaryota, Metazoa, Arthropoda, Malacostraca, Decapoda, Cambaridae. The record is from RefSeq and is a predicted model, not a curated record.